Messenger RNA from Callorhinchus milii (elephant shark), 2300 nucleotides. It is a transcript of the gene traf6, whose product is annotated as TNF receptor-associated factor 6. The transcript is spliced from 6 exons. The record is from RefSeq and is a predicted model, not a curated record. Gene Ontology annotation, biological process: interleukin-1-mediated signaling pathway; tumor necrosis factor-mediated signaling pathway; regulation of apoptotic process. Gene Ontology annotation, molecular function: tumor necrosis factor receptor binding; zinc ion binding; ubiquitin protein ligase activity. Bases 40 to 1662 code for a protein of 540 amino acids. NCBI's taxonomy places the organism in Eukaryota, Metazoa, Chordata, Chondrichthyes, Chimaeriformes, Callorhinchidae. Gene Ontology annotation, cellular component: plasma membrane signaling receptor complex.
CACCAACCACACACCUCCCCUACCCCCACCACGGCUCCGAUGAAUGAAGUAGAGGACGACCUGUCCUGUGAGGGGGGGUUCCAGAGCGCUUGCUCUGCGGCCUGCGCUGUGGGGAUGAAGGAGGAUUGCGGGGUCAAUGGGCCGUGCUCCCAGCCCCUCCCCGAGGACACGCAGGGCUACGACGUGGACUUCGAGCCGGCCCUGGAGAGCAAGUACGAGUGUCCGAUCUGCCUGAUGGCGCUGCGGGAGGCCGUGCAGACACCCUGCGGGCACAGGUUCUGUCGCGGCUGCAUCGUCAAGUCCAUCAGAGACGCCGGGCAGAAGUGUCCCGUGGACAAUGAGAUGUUGCUUGAAACGCAGCUUUUCCCGGAUAAUUUUGCCAAGAGGGAAAUUCUCUCCCUGAUGGUCAAGUGCCCCAACAAGGGCUGUUACCAGAGGAUGGAGCUACGUCACUUGGAGGAUCACAAGAGCGGGCAGUGCGACUAUGCGUUUGUGGAGUGCCUGCUGUGCGAUGCUGCGUUGUUGAAGAAGGACCUGAAGGAACACACGGACUCCAAGUGCCCCAAGCGGCCAGUCUCCUGUGCCAACUGUGCCAUGCUCAUGCCGUACCAGGACAUCCAGGGCCAUAACCUGAACUGUCCACUCGCCAACGUAACCUGUGAAUACUGUAACAUGGAGCUGAUCCGCGAACAGAUGCCGAACCACUAUGACCUGGACUGUCCCAAGGCGCCCAUGCCCUGCACCUUCAGCAUGUUUGGCUGCCCAGAGAAGAUGCAGAGACACGCAUUAGCCAUGCACCUCCAGGACUUCACACAGGCCCACAUGAGGUUGAUGGCACAGACCCUGAGAAGCAUGAGCUCCCAAGCCUCCUGCACCGAGAUUGUGGACCUGGACGGUUCCUUCCUGCCCUUGCUGCCAGGCUCCCUGUUACCUUCCCAGCUCCCGCCCUGCGACUGCCCCCCGGCCGUGCAGCACCUGAAGGAGACCCUCCAGCACCUGGAGGGACGCCUGGUGCGUCAGGACCACCAGAUCCGGGAGCUGACGGCCAAGAUGGAGACCCAGUGCGGGCAGGUGGGAGACCUCAAGCGCCGCAACCGAGCCCUGGAGGAGAGGGUGUCGGAGCUUGAGGCUCAGCAGUGCAACGGCAUCUUCAUCUGGAAGGUGGAGAACUUCAGCCACCACCUGAGGGCGCAGGGGGAGGACCAGCCUGUGGUGCUGCACAGUCGAGGCUUCUACACGGGGAAACCCGGCUACAAACUGUGCCUACGAAUGCACCUGCAGACGCCCAGCGCCCAACGCUGUUCAAACUACAUUUCCCUCUUCGUGCACACCAUGCAGGGCGAGUACGACACCUACCUGCCCUGGCCCUUCCAGGGCACCAUCCGCUUGUCCAUCAUCGACCAGUCCGAGGGCUCCGUCAAGCACAACCACGAGGAGAUCAUGGAGAGCAAGCCCGAGCUGGCGGCCUUCCAGAGGCCCACGGUGCCUCGCAACCCCAAAGGCUUUGGGUACGUGACCUUCAUGCCCCUGCACAUGCUGAGGCAGCACUCAUACGUGAGGGACGAUGCCCUCCUGGUGCGCUGCGAGGUCAUGGCCAGGCUGGACAUGAACUGGAGAAGGAAGGAGGACUUCCAGCCACGCUCGGCAGACAGUGGGCUGUGAGUGGGAGAGGUGGAGGGGGGUGGGUGAACCUUUCAUGGUGUGACUUCGCUUGUGCUGUGGGUCGGGGUAGGUGAAGGACUUGGGCAAAGGGGAAGUGUAGGCCAGCUGGCUGAGAAGGUCCUUGUAACCACUGCACUAGAUAAUCAUGUUCUCACAUUCAUUCCAAUGUUGCACAAUUAUUAUUGAGGAGCCUAUAAGCAAACCAACCGACCGACCGACCAACCAACCAACCAACCGCGGGACACAGAAUGAAGUCAACCCUGGGGUCACGGCUGCCCCAGGUACAAUCAUACAAAUUUCAGGAGGCGCGGAUGGGAAAAGAGGCCAUUGGGCCAGGACUGGAGACGUCUUCUCAGUUACCAAGGUAUUUCUUCAAUCCCAAGCUGGGCCUUGUCCCAUUUGCCGCAUCUGUCUACAGACUCACACCUGUUGGCGGGCUGCCAAAGCUUGAUUUGCGUCUUAACUGCCACCUGCAGCGUGUGUGGAUCGGGAGCCGACAAAGUUGAUUAAAACGUCACGAUGGGGAGGGGGUGGUGGGGAGGGGAGGGGAGAGGGGGCCGUGCGAUUAAGAUGGAGCUGUUGUCAAGGUGUUUGUGACGUUUGACCUAAAUGAUCGAUAUGAUAGUCAUCUUUCAGCA